ACAUGCACUAGUGGUCAAAAUAGUGGACAGUUUUGUUUUAUGCAUACUUCCUGAAAAUCAACCAGCAAAUGUGAGUUACAAUUACAACGUCAUUGACGGUGUUAAUAAGACUUGGUGUUUAGAGGACAUUGCACCUACCCUAAACUACGUGUAAUAAGUCAUUUUCAAUUUGAAUCAACACGUACAUAAUUUCAUUUGUUUUAAUUUUUUUUUUUAGUUUCAAUUUAAGAAGUACAGUAGUUGAAUUUGAAUCUCUACGCCAUGAGUUUUUGAUAUCGCCCUCUUUUGGUCACUGCUGUUUCUGUUUCUGUGGUGCGCAGGUAAAGUCACCACAGUGCCCUGACUUCCUUCAUAGAUGGAAGUCAUACGUCGGGUGUCAAACAUCCAGGCUUGGACCUGGACACUGUUUAUUAAUAGACGCGUAGUGACCUCACGUCUUCCUUGCAGUUUUUUAAGCUCAGCCCCAGUUUGGUUAGGAAGAGACGGAUCUUUCCCUCUGCAGUGGAAGCCUGCAUCUCAACUGAAGACACCUAAAUGCACGGCCAGGCUCAAUUUCUUUAAAUCGGCUGUGACCAUGGCAACAGGAGGUGAGGACAAAGGGCCCCCAGGAUUCCCUCAGCACACAAACCGGCUGAGCAUGGAGAAGUCCCCCUAUCUGCUGCAGCAUGCACACAACCCCGUGGACUGGUUUCCGUGGGGUCAAGAGGCGUUUGAGAAAGCAAAGAGAGAAGACAAGCCCAUAUUCUUGUCAGUGGGCUACUCAACUUGUCACUGGUGCCACGUGAUGGAGCGCGAGUCUUUUGAGGAUGCACAAAUCGGCAAGGUUCUCAGUGACAACUUCGUGUGCAUCAAGGUAGACAGGGAGGAGCGGCCAGACGUGGACAAAGUUUACAUGACUUUUGUGCAGCAAUUUAGUGGUGGUGGUGGCUGGCCAAUGAGUGUAUGGCUAACCCCUGACCUUCGACCUUUCAUUGGCGGCACAUACUUCCCUCCAAAGGACAGCUUGUAUAGGCCCGGCUUCAAAACAGUUCUGCUCCGCAUCGCAGAGCAGUGGAAGAACAACAGGGAUGUGCUGGUAACCAAAAGUGAGCGGAUCUUGGAAGCACUUCGGAGAGGAACAGCUAUUACUGCCAAGGCAGGACAGAUGCCCCCCUCUUGCCCAGAUGUGAUGGAGAAAUGCUUUCAACAGCUGGCCAGCUCAUACGAUGAGGAGUAUGGAGGAUUCAGCAAGUUCCCAAAGUUCCCCACACCAGUGAACCUGAAUUUUUUCUUCUCAUACUGGGCGCAUCACAAGACCUCCCCACAGGGUGCCUUGGCACUGCAGAUGGCACUGCACACACUCAAGAUGAUGGCACUGGGUGGGAUCCAUGAUCAUGUGGCACAGGGCUUCCAUCGCUACUCCACAGACUCCACUUGGCAUGUUCCUCACUUUGAGAAGAUGCUAUAUGAUCAAGCCCAGCUGGCAGUGGCUUAUGUUACAGCUUUCCAGAUAUCUGGGGAUGAGUUCUUUGCAGAUGUUGCCAGGAACAUUUUGUGCUAUGUCUCUCGGGAUCUGAGUGACAAGUCUGGGGGUUUCUACAGUGCAGAGGAUGCAGACUCAUAUCCCACAGUGGACUCCACAGAGAAGAAAGAGGGAGCCUUCUGUGUGUGGACCCAAAAAGAAAUCAAGAGGCUCCUCACAGAGCCAUUGUCAGAGGCACCAGAAGCAACCACCAUAGGAGAUGUUUUCAUCAAUCACUAUGGGGUGAAGGAGGAGGGCAAUGUGGCCCCAGAGCAGGACCCCCAUGGAGAGCUGAAAGGCCAGAACGUUCUGAUUGUUCGGUGUUCACUGGAGCUGACAGCUGCCAGAUUUGGCCUGAGUGUGGAGAGGGUGAAGGAGAUUCUGAAACUGGGCAGAGAGAGGCUUGCUAAGGUCCGAGAGCAGCGGCCUCGGCCCCAUCUUGAUAGCAAAAUGCUGUCUUCCUGGAAUGGCCUGAUGAUCUCAGGUUUUUCCCGGGUGGGGGCAGUUCUGGGAGAGAAGGCAUUUGUGGAGCGAGCGGAACAAUCAGCACAGUUCCUAAAGGACCACCUGUGGAACCCAGUUGACAGGAGGAUUCUGCGGUCGUGCUACAAAGGGGAAGGCACAGAGGUAGAGCAGACAGCCUCCCCAAUUUUGGGUUUCCUGGAUGACUAUGUCUUUGUGAUUGCUGGGCUGUUGGAUCUGUAUGAGGCCUGUCUGAACCCUAGCUGGCUGGAGUGGGCAGAAGUGCUGCAGGAAUGCCAGGAUGCACUGUUUUGGGAUAAGGAGGGCUAUGGCUACUUCAGCAGUGAUCCCAGUGACCCUGAGGUGCUCCUGGAACUCAAAGAUGAUCAAGAUGGAGCAGAGCCCAAUCCGAACUCAGUGUCAGCCUCUAACCUGCUGAGACUAUCUCACUAUCUGGGCAGCACAGAGUGGGAAGAACGCUCACAGCAGAUCCUGGCAGCCUUCUCUGACAGGCUCAUGAAGGUGCCUAUUGCCCUGCCGGAGAUGGUCCGAGUGUUGAUGGCACACCACCACACUCUCAGACAGGUAGUUAUCUGUGGCUGCCCAGACUCCGAAGACACUAUGCGCCUGCUCUCCUGUGUGAAUGAACACUUUGUGCCCCACAAGGUUUUGCUGAUGGCAGAUGGCAAUGCUGACAACUUCCUUUACCAGCGGCUGCCUGUCCUCUCCACAAUGGCGCCCCAGGGAGGAAAAGCCACCGCUUACGUCUGCAAGAACUUCACAUGCUCCCUACCUGCCACCACUGCUAAAGAGCUGCACAGACUCCUUCUAGAGUGAGGCCUCUGAGUGACAUCAAUUCUACACAUAUAGAAAAGCACAUCAUUUUGCAAGACCCAAAAAGAGCUUUUAAAAAUAACCCUUGUGAAGAUUAUAAUUUUGUCUGUUUCACUGGGAAAAACACAUGCUGUGGAAUUUGGUAGGUGAAUCAGUAACGUGCCUCUAAGCAAUAGGAGCUAAGCUCCAGGCAGAUUUAUUGAAACGGAGUUUCUCAUUUCUGUCUUCGCCACUUAUUUUGCCUAAGAUCUCAGCUCUUUGCAAUCAAUAUGUGUACUCUCUGGCUACACUGACUUAGACUCUAUUAGAGCUCUUCUUUCUGAGGCUGAUUUGCCACAAGGGAGGGUGCAUGUGCCACUGUCCAGCCUAUAAAUGCCUGUAUACAGAAGGUUUGAAUUCAAUACUGGCUCCUGACCCUUUUCUUUGCGGUUUUGCUAAUAUUAAAAUAAUUUAA
Messenger RNA from Lepisosteus oculatus (spotted gar), 3251 nucleotides. RefSeq names its product spermatogenesis associated 20 (gene spata20). The record is from RefSeq and is a predicted model, not a curated record. Gene Ontology annotation, biological process: carbohydrate metabolic process. NCBI's taxonomy places the organism in Eukaryota, Metazoa, Chordata, Actinopteri, Semionotiformes, Lepisosteidae.